GCUUCAAGAGGUGGCCCCUCAGUGACUGUGGGUGGUGCGUUAACCCGCAGUCACUCGACUUCGAUUGAUGUAAGUCCUCACUCCGCCUCACUAGUGCACGGUAAAUAACGUCAAGAUCUCGGGAAAUACUAAUGUAAGGAAAACAACAACUCCAGGGUCAUGUCUUAAGGCGGACUUCCAUACAUAUCAAGAUGCUUUUUAUUUGAUGGACACAAAGGCAUCGCCGAAUGAAUACUUCUCCCUGCGUCUGUAACUGGCUGAAAUUAUGUUUCCCGAUAUUGUGUAUGUGAUAUUUUUCAGCACUUUGCACAUGGUAUCAUCUUUGCAGCUGCAGCUUGGCAUGCCAAAUGUUUGUGCUGACCAGGAGAUGUCAAUGUUGGGGAGCCGUCAACCUUGUGUCCAGGCUUUUACCCGUAUGGUUAAAGUAUGGAGGCAAGGCUGCAGCAGCCACAGUUGGUGUAUGGGCUAUGAGAGAAGGACAGCUUACUACACUGUGUAUAGGCAGGCUUACAGCAUGGAUUUGCAAACAGUCUACAAGUGCUGCCCUGGCUGGACUCAGAAGGGUGAAGAGGUGGGCUGUCUGCAUAGAGUGUGUGGUGCCAAUACAUGUUUCAAUGGAGGCCGAUGUGCAGAGACUGGAGAGCAGAUUUGUCAGUGUCCGCUGGGCUUCAAAGGGACGCGGUGCCAGUAUGAUGACAAUGAAUGUGAAACCGAUAACGGCGGCUGUGAGGGGUUCUGCUGCAACACUAUUGGAAGCUACUACUGCAAGUGUCCUGAAGGCAGUAAACUGGGGCCAGAUGGCAAAGCAUGUCAAGAUGUCAAUGAGUGUGAGGAGCUCAAUGGAGGAUGCCAACAAACAUGUGUCGACACACUGGGCUCUUACCACUGUGAGUGCAGCGAAGGCUUCCGCAUGCAUUCAGAUGGUCGUACCUGCAUUGCUGUGAACUCUUGCUCGGUACUUAACGGUGGAUGUGAGCAUAAGUGUGUGGACUUGGGGAACAAUCACUACAAAUGUGACUGUCGGAAGAACUACCAGCUGAAGAGAGAUGGGAGACACUGUGAAUUAAGGGACCCCUGUGAGGAGAGGAAUGGAGGCUGCGCCCAGCUGUGCCUCCCAGAAGAAGGCCGGGCUCACUGCAGCUGCAGACCUGGUUUUACACUGGCUGGGGAUGGCAAGAAUUGUGAAGACAUUGAUGAAUGCAGUUCAGGCCGUGGCAAGUGUUCUCAUGGGUGUGUCAACAUGCUGGGCUCCUUCAGCUGUGUGUGUCAUCCAGGUUUUGAACUGGGUGCUGAUGGCAAACAGUGCUACCGCAUCGAGAUGGAGAUUGUCAACAGCUGUGAGAAGAACAAUGGAGGGUGCUCUCAUCACUGUGAGCACACCACCAACGGCCCGCUCUGCUCCUGCAACCACGGCUACCAGCUGAGUCGGAACAGGAAGACCUGUGUGGAUAGUGAUGAGUGUAUCAGCGGGGAGUCCUGCUGCAGUCACUUCUGUAAAAACUACCCGGGUGGCUAUGAGUGCAGCUGCAGAGCUGGUUUCAGACUAAACCCAGACGGCUGUGGCUGUGAUGACAUUGAUGAGUGCCUAGCAGAGACCUCAGGCUGUGAACACUACUGCGACAACACUCUGGGAACAUACGAGUGUUUUUGUCGAAUGGGCUUCCGCUUGGAUCAGGACCAGCACUCCUGCAGCUCUCUGUAUGGCAGAGAACUGGAAGUAGAAGAAGAAGAGGAGGAGGAAGAGGAAGACGAUGAGCAGCUGGGGGUCCACAGAUUACCAGACCUGCUGUUCCGCAAUUCCCCUCAGCUCCUGCAGUACACAGCAGCCUUGCACUACCGUGAUGACACUGAUGAUGAUGAUGGCAGUAAAGGUGUUGACAGGGAUAAAGAAUUAGAGACCCAGAGGGAGCGCCGAGGAGAGCUGAGAGCAGACAGCCACAUAGUGUGUUUCGAUGGCACGUUUGGUGAUGACUGCAUUGUGAGCUGUGAAGACUGUAUCAAUGGAGAGUGUAGUGAAAACAGAGACAGAUGUGAAUGUUCUCCUGGAUGGACUGGGAUCAUCUGCAAUGAGACUUGUCCACAGGGCACCUAUGGGCAUGCCUGUAACAGCCUGUGUCGCUGUCAGAAUGGAGGCUCGUGUGACCCUGUGACUGGGAAGUGUUUGUGCCCCCCUGGGGUGCAGGGCCUGCUCUGCGAGGAUGGUUGUCCAAGAGGUUAUUUCGGGAGGUUUUGCAGAAAAAAGUGUAACUGUCCCAAUAACGGACAUUGCCAUCGUCUGUACGGAGGCUGCUUGUGCUCCCCAGGACUAUAUGGCCGCUUCUGCCACCUGCCGUGUCCCAGGUGGACGCACGGUGCUGGUUGUUCCAAAGAAUGUGACUGUGUUCGAGAACAUUCCACUGGCUGUGACCCCAAGACUGGGAGCUGUUUCUGUAAGGCUGCAUACCAGGGGCCACAGUGUGAGAAAGAAUGUGAGCUGGGCUUCUUUGGCACAGGCUGUGAGCAGCCAUGUGACUGUCCAGGUGGAGGGUCAUGUGACCCCAGGACUGGAGUGUGCGGCCAGCGAUGUCCUGCAGGCCUUCAUGGAGAAAAAUGUCAGCUGGCUUGCCCAUCACUGAGAUAUGGUGAGAACUGUCAUCUAACCUGUGACUGUGGAGGAGCUCCAUGUGAUCAUGUAACUGGAUGGUGCAUCUGUCCUGCUGGGAAGACCGGACAGUCCUGUCAGGAAGACUGCCCUGAUGGAUUCUGGGGGUUGAGGUGUCAGUCAUCUUGUCCUAGCUGUGAGAAGGGAAGCUCCUGCAAUAAGCAGACUGGUGUGUGUGGAUGCAAACCAGGCUUCACAGGGAAACUCUGCCAGAAUGAGUGUCCUGCAGGUUUCCAUGGACCAGGCUGUUCAGUGAGAUGUUCAUGCCACUCUGAUGCCACCUGUGACCCACAGACCGGACACUGCGUCUGCCCUCCUGGCAAAACAGGCUAUGACUGUGCAACAUCAUGUGAAUCAGGUUACUGGGGAACAGGCUGUCUAAGUCCAUGCCAGUGCAAAGAGACAUCUCUGGGAUGUCAUCCAGUCAGCGGUCAGUGUGUGUGUGAAGCUGGAUUCACUGGAGAUCAGUGUGAGAAGAAGUGUGUGAACGGAAGCUAUGGACAGGGAUGCACCCAGCAGUGCCAGUGUCAGAACAGAGCUGUCUGUGACCAUAUGAGCGGAGCCUGCACAUGUUCACCAGGAUAUGCGGGCACUUCCUGUGAAAAAAUGUGCCCGGACGGCUUUUACGGUCUUGACUGUGGCCAGAUGUGCGAGUGCAGGAACGGUGCCCGCUGCCACCACAUCACAGGAGCCUGCCUAUGCACCGCCGGCUGGGCAGGACCACACUGCAUUCUGGAGUGUCCACAGGGUCACUUUGGGGAGCAGUGCAGGCAGACCUGUGGGUGUCAGAAUGGAGCCAGGUGUGACCACAUCAGCGGGCGAUGCAGCUGCACGGAGGGCUGGACAGGGGUCAGCUGCCAACUGCCCUGUCCUUCAGAACAAUAUGGGGAAAAUUGUUCUGGACAAUGUGUGUGCCAAAACGGGGGCUCUUGUGACAGCGUGACAGGCCAGUGCUCCUGCCCGUCCGGCUGGACAGGGGCAGCCUGCGAGUCAGAGUGUGGGGAUGGGGAGAACUGCACGCAGGCCUGCAGCUGUGUGAACGGAGGACGGUGUGACACAGUGACAGGAAAAUGCGUGUGUCUGCCUGGUUGGAAUGGAGAGCUCUGUGAGACAGCCUGUUCUGAGGGAUUCUUUGGCGAGGGCUGUGAGCAGCGGUGUGACUGUGUCCAUAGUUUGAGUUGCCACCCUGUGACGGGCCGCUGUGAGUGCGAGCCAGGCUGGAGAGGAGCCGGCUGUGACAAACCCUGCUCUCCGGGGUCCUACGGAGCUUCCUGUGCCCAACGGUGUGACUGCCAGGCUGGGGUGUCCUGUCACCAUGAGACAGGGAGUUGCGGAUGCCCAGCUGGGCUCACAGGGGCUGGUUGCGAAACAGCCUGUCCUGCUGGCAUGUUCGGGCUGAACUGCAGCCAACCGUGUCAAUGUUCAGGAGAACAAGAGCAGUGCCAUCCUGUCACUGGGAAAUGUAGCUGCUUACCUGGUUACUACGGUGCUCGCUGUGAGCUGAGAUGUCGAACAGGAACUUUUGGGUCGCAUUGCAAGUCCAGGUGCAGCUGCAUCAAUGGUGGUCGCUGUGACUUCAGGACUGGGACUUGCUACUGCCCUCCUGGCUUUAUUGGAGCUGACUGCAGCUUAAGUUGUCCGAGUGGGUGCUAUGGGAAGGACUGUGCUAAGCUGUGCUCCUGUGGUGAAGGAGGGCAAUGCCACAAAGCAACUGGAAAGUGUAUCUGCACCCCUGGUAGGACGGGACAGUCCUGCCAACAAGUGUGUCCUAGGGGGCGCUACGGCCUGCACUGCAGACACACGUGCAGCUGUCAGAACGGAGGUCUGUGCAGCCCUGUGGACGGGUCCUGCAAGUGUGGACUGGGCUGGACGGGACCUCACUGUCAGACAGUCUGUUCACAGGGGAAAUAUGGGCCUGGCUGUGCACAUGACUGUCUCUGCCUCAACAAUGGGACCUGUGACCGGUUCAGUGGUGCCUGCAGCUGUACUGCUGGAUACUACGGCCAUUCCUGUCAACAUAGUUGCCCAUAUGGGUUCUUUGGAGUGAAUUGUGCCCAUACAUGUGACUGUAAUAUGGGACAGUCAUGUGACCAUGAGACAGGCCUGUGUGUGUGUCCAGCAGGGUACCAUGGCUUUCAGUGCCAAAGACGCUGUAAUGCUGGUAAGUUUGGAUCAGGCUGUGAAAAGUCAUGUGACUGUGUUGGUGAUGCCACGUGUGACCCAACAUCUGGACGGUGCCUGUGUCCUCCAGGAAGGACAGGACCGAGAUGUGAAAAAGACUGUGGAGGAAACCGGUUUGGUCCUGACUGCUCUCUGCCGUGUCAGUGCUCCAACAGGGCGAGCUGUAAUGGGCUGAAUGGGCGAUGCUUAUGCCCGCUUACUUGGCUGGGCCCCACCUGCAGUGAAGCUGCUCUACACCAAACAGCAGGCUCACUGAACUCCUCCGCGUCCCAGAGAAAGAGAAGAGCAGGCAGCAAAACCACAUAACCCAAGCAGAGGUGUAAACUCCUGACUGGAUGUUGAAAAGCAGGGGUUUGGCUCUGUCAAAGUGUACUCAGAUCAUCUUGGUGAAGAUGAUAUUUGUCAAAUGGUGCUUUGUGAAAGUGGAACUCAGCAGUGAAAAACUGGUGCUACAUCACUGAGCAUGGAGCUCAGUAUUGUCACACAGUGGACAUGACAUGUGAGGGGCCUCAAAGGACCGUAAAAUCCUGCAUCUCUAUGGAUACAGAGACUUCUUAGCAAGACACUCAAAUACCUGCAACACAUAUGUGAAUAUUGCAUAUCUGGAGAACAAUUUACCUCCAGUUUGAUAUGCUUAUGAGAUUAUACAUAGUUUUUUAUUUUACUGGAAUUUUGUGAUUAAAUCCGUCAUUAUUUUGUCAUUAGAAAGCCUUUUAAACUUCUUUCCACGUGUCUUAAAAAAUAUAUUAUGUUUAGCAAUACUCAGAGCCACAAAUAUUUCUGCUGAAAUAAAAUUACUUUAAAACAGAUUCAGAAAUGUAUUUUUAAAUUAUGUUUUCCUUAAAGAAGGCAAAAAAUCACAAUAUCAUCCACACAGAUUUUAAGGGAACAGCAUCACAAGUAGGUGUUGUUUGAUUAUAAGAUUAGCUUUUAACAUUUUCAUCUUUAUCCAGAAAUCCAGAAUCAUCAAUAUUCAAAGAUGUUAAGUUUAGACCUUUUAGACUCUGAACCCUGGAUGUGUGUGUAUACUAGAGUCUUACUCCUCUCGCAGACAGUUUGUUGCAUACUGGUCGUCAAUUUGCUUACAAACUAACCAUGACACUAGUGAAGAAAAUCUCCAAAAAUCUUGCUUAUACUGUAUCUGCAUUAUAUAAACUCUGUUUUUUAUUUCAAGCAGAGAAAAACUUCUUCCUUACAAUACAUGAUCAUCAAAUGACAUCAAGUGUUUAACUCUGUACAAACUUAGUCAUGCAAGGUGAAAGUAAUAGUCAUCUGCACAACAAGAAAGAAAAUGCAAUCCACCUGGAGAUCUUCGAUGUAAUUGAUGAAACAAGAUAUAGUUCUAUCAUAACUUUUCUUUACAUUUUGAGUCCUUAAACAUUGUCAAAAAUUAAGGUUUAAAUUGAGUACAUGGUAAGUACAUACCAAUUCAUAGUCCCUGACUGAUUCAUCAGUCUCCAUAGUCUGUCAUCUACAGACACAAUCACCUUACUUUCAAUAUUGAGCCAUGUGUGUCUUCUUUUCUUGGAAUAUGUUUGUUAAUAAAUGAUUUUGUUUUGAUGUCA
This is a messenger RNA of Notolabrus celidotus (New Zealand spotty), 6387 nucleotides long. RefSeq lists its product as uncharacterized. The transcript has 38 exons. The record is from RefSeq and is a predicted model, not a curated record. Gene Ontology annotation, molecular function: protein binding; calcium ion binding. NCBI's taxonomy places the organism in Eukaryota, Metazoa, Chordata, Actinopteri, Labriformes, Labridae. Bases 266 to 5128 code for a protein of 1620 amino acids.